This is a messenger RNA of Drosophila gunungcola (fruit fly), 4913 nucleotides long. RefSeq names its product probable ATP-dependent RNA helicase spindle-E (gene spn-E). The record is from RefSeq and is a predicted model, not a curated record. The transcript has 12 exons. Bases 70 to 4368 code for a protein of 1432 amino acids. Lineage: Eukaryota; Metazoa; Arthropoda; Insecta; Diptera; Drosophilidae. Gene Ontology annotation, molecular function: RNA binding; ATP binding. Gene Ontology annotation, cellular component: intracellular anatomical structure.
UUAAUUUUAGACGCGAGGCGGGAUUGUGAAUUUUUUGUCGGAAGUGUUUUGCUAAGAAAAAUAUAAAUAAUGGAUGAUGUGAUGGAUUUCUUCGAUUUCUCGAAGGAAUGUAAGCGCGAGUUAGCCCCACAGGGCUACAUUAGCAGUAACCCGGGCACCAUGGCCGUGGAAGCCACCGAAUCUAAGGUUGUAAAGCGCGAGGUAGUCGGCACCGGCUAUGUCGCUGACAUCGUAGCGACGGAAAAGCUUCGCCUCAACGGGAAUGCCAAGGAAUGCCUUCUCAAUAAUCGCAAUCGUACGAUGAACGACUUGGACGAAAUGGAAUCAGACGAUGAGAAGGAGGACGGGUUCGAAAUCCGUCGGGAUGACGAGUACUACAAGAAAUACAGGUUCAAUCUAAACCGCGAUAAGAGUUUGCCGAUCUAUGCUAAACGGGAGGAAAUCCUGGCGGCCAUAAAUGCCUAUCCGGUCGUAAUUCUCAAGGGCGAAACAGGUUGCGGCAAAACCACGCAGGUGCCCCAGUACAUUUUGGACGAGGGUUUUAAAAGCGGCCAAUACUGCAACAUCGUGGUGACCCAGCCCCGUCGCAUAGCUGCCAUUUCCAUAGCUAACAGAGUGUGCCAGGAGCGCCAAUGGCAGCAGAACACGGUGUGCAACUACCAGGUGGGUCUGCACCGACCGGUGAGUCUGGACGAGACCCGCCUGCUGUACUGCACCACCGGAAUUCUGCUGAACAAUCUGAUACACAACAAGACUCUAACACACUACACCCACAUCGUGUUGGACGAGGUGCAUGAGCGAGACCAGGACAUGGACUUUUUGCUAAUUGUUGUCCGUCGCCUGUUGGCCACAAACUCGCGCCACGUGAAGAUCAUCCUGAUGUCGGCCACGAUCGAUGCCCGUGAGCUGGCCGACUAUUUUACAACGCAGAACUUGAUUCCGCCGGUGAUAAGCGCCAGUCAUGGGCGUAAGUACACGAUUGAGAAGUUUUACCGCGACCAGCUGAACAAAAUUAAGUGGAAGGAGGAGGUGGACGAUCAGUGCGUGCCACGCAUUACCGACGACGGCUACAGGGCGGCGGUGAAGAUCAUUAUGGUCAUCGACAACAUGGAACGGGAGGCCGGCAUCCAGUCCCGACUGAGCUACGACGAGGCCCUGCGCCAUGGAGCCGUACUUAUCUUCCUGCCCGGCGUCUUCGAGAUUGCCAACAUGGAGGAAAACAUUACUAAUAUGUUACAAAAUGACCAAAACAUUAAGGUUUUCAUUGUACGCUGCUUCUCGCUGAUGACCCCGGAGAACCAACGGGAUGUGUUCCUGCCACCGCCUGCGGGUUUUCGCAAGAUCAUUCUUACUACCAACAUCGCUGAGAGCUCCAUUACGGUGCCAGAUGUGUCCUAUGUAAUUGAUUUCUGCCUUACCAAAGUGCUGGUCACCGAUUCGGCCAGCAGCUUCACUUCUCUUCGCCUGUGCUGGGCCUCCAAAGCCAAUUGUCGCCAGCGUGCCGGCCGUGUGGGUCGUCUCCGGAGUGGUCGUGUCUACCGGAUGGUCAACAAAUCCUUUUACCAGAGGGAAAUGUCUGAGUUUGGGAUACCAGAAAUGCUGCGCCUGCCCUUACACAGCUCGGUGCUUAGGGCCAAAGAGUUGGAAAUGGGCUCUCCGGUCGAAAUAUUGGCCUUGGCUCUGUCUCCGCCAAAUCUCUCGGACAUACAGAACACAGUACUGCUGCUGAAGGAGGUGGGUGCACUGUUCCCGACUGUGGAUGGCGUCUACAACGAGAUGGAUGGCGAUAUUACCUUCUGGGGCACAAUCAUGUCUCGUUUGCCGUUGGACACACGCUUGAGCCGCCUCAUUAUAUUGGGCUAUGUAUUUAAUCUACUCGAGGAAGCGAUAAUCAUAUCUGCUGGCUUAUCGAUUCGUGGCUUGUACUUGGACGAAGGUCGAAGGAGCCAAGGAUGCGAUUCAUUUUGGAUGCAUUACAUUUUCGCCGAUGGGUCUGGCUCCGACUUGGUGGCGAUUUGGCGCGUUUACUUGACGUAUCUGAACAUGGUUGAAAUUGGCCACGAAGACGAGUCUGCUCAACGCUGGGCGAAACGUUUGCACGUCUCCCUGCGAUCGCUAAAGGAGAUGCACCUGCUGGUCCAGGAGCUACGUACGCGAUGCUCGGUUCUUGGUCUGGUCCCGUUUCCAGCUGAUCCUGCUCAAAUUUUGGGUGACCGUGAGAAAGUGACGAUCCUCAAAGUGAUCAUCGCCGGUGCUUUCUAUCCGAAUUAUUUUAUGCGCUCGAAGGGGUCGUGUGUGGAACCCGAUCGCGAUGUGUACCAGGUGAUAUCUGGGCACGAUCCUUGUCGCACUGUCUAUUUUACCAACUUUAAGCCCGGGUACAUGGGCGAGUUGUACACUAGACGCGUCAAGGAUCUCUUUCUGGAGGCAAAGAUCCCACCCGAAAACAUCGAUGUUACCUUUCAACCCGGUUCGCAAAAGGUUUUUGUCACCUUCAAGAACGACGAUUGCAAUGAAGACUCAUCCAAGCUUGUCAGUGUGCCGGGCAGAAUCAAAAGUGAAGUCUACAAGGCGGUCAGAAUGAGAAUUGAACGCUUGCAGCGCCCAAUUCGUAUGAUGGAUCAACACAACUUUAUGAACUACGUCCAGCAGCGAAAGAUUGGAGAUGUGAUCGAGGGUCGUUGGAUUCCACCAACAAAAUCCACAAACGUGGAGCUUCUUGCCUUACCAUCGGUCUAUGACAAGACCAUUACCGGGUUGAUUACUUGCAUUGUCAGCUGUGGCAAGUUCUACUUCCAGCCUCAAUCAUUUGCCGAGUGCAUUCGCAACAUGUCGGAGAUCUUCAAUGCUCCGCAGCAGCUGCGAAAUCAUGUAUUAAAUGCAGGUGCCAUCACAAAGGGCCUGAUGGUGCUGGCCAAACGGGACAGUCAUUUCCAGCGCGCCACAGUGAUCCGCCCCGAGAGCCGCAGCAAUCGUCAGCCGAUGUUUUAUGUGCGCUUCAUUGACUAUGGAGACUGCCUUUUGCUGCCCAUGGAGCAGCUUCGCCUGAUGCCGGAUGAGCUGGUAGGGCAGUUCGGCGAGCUGCCACCUCGUGUGUUUGAGUGCAGGUUGGCGCUGGUUCAGCCAUCCACGGCAAUCAGCCAGAGUUGGCCCAAGAAGGCCAAUGAUAUGCUCCAUUCGCUGGCCAAAUGCGGACGCAUCGAGAUCGAGGUGUACUCGCUGUUCAACAACGUGGCAGCUGUUCUCAUCCGCAUGCGCGAUGGCCUAAUCAAUGAGAAGCUGGUGGAGCUUCAGCUGGCUCGUCGGGCCGACGAAGAUUUCAUGUCGCGGAAGGAUCAUGACUUUCGGACCAGCAGACAAGAGUCUGACCGCUACUUGAGUCCGGCGGAGCGGCAGCAAAACAACGAGGAGUACCUCCGCUACUGCCAGCUGCCCCAAGACCAUGAUCUUUCACCGCCACCGCAGGAUAGAUGCAACACUGUGGUAAUGCUAAAGGGACCCUACAGUCCGCUGGAGUCCACCAUGUACUCCACUAUUCGUGUGGGCGUGUGGAAGACUGUAAAAAUUGACAGUGCGUCGGUCAAUGCGGUGCUCCUGGAUGCGGAUCCGCAGGAUCAACACGAUCAGAUGAUUGUGGCCCACACAACCGUGGAGACUGCCAAUGGACAGGCUCUGACCGCCCGUGGAACCACACUGAUGCCCAACGUACACGGAUUUGGAGCACUAAUGGUCAUGCUCUUCUGCCCCACCAUGCAGAUCAAAUGCAACAAAACUUGCACCAAGUAUGUGUCUAUCUUGGCCGGAUUGGGUUGCGACCCAGUAACCAAGGAACCUUAUUUCGAGGAGCACGAUAUGGUGAUCAAUUUGGACGUUAACAUUCUCGAAGAUGAUGUGAACCUGAUCAAUCAAAUGCGCUAUUAUAUCGAUAGCGUCUUUUUCAACUUUAAGGACGAGAAUUACCCAGUGGUUAGUGUUAACGAACGUGGUUCUAUAUUCGCUCAUCUGCGCAAACUCAUCAAUCGCCUUCUGACUAAGGAUCGUAGUUACAUCGAACUUAGCUCGAGCAGCUCGGAUUACCUUUGGGACGCAAGCGACGAUCAGCCGAAGCAGGCUGAGCCGUUCGGCAAGCGGGCCAUAUUCCCCAUGCACUCUGUUCCAGAGCUCCAGGAGGAGAAUGUCGGUCAUGUGCUGCAAUUGGUGCAGAGCUGCAACGAGUUGUACAAAUGGCGCAACUUCCAGGGAGUCUUUGCUCCAAUGACAUGCAAACUGUGCAACCAAUCGUUGGAAUCAGUUCCUCAGCUGAGGAUGCAUCUUCUCACCCAAUUGCAUCGCGAUCGCGAAAAGCAAAUCGACUACCGCAAGGAAUAAAAAUACGUGUCUUCUUAAGAUUGACAAUAACGUUCAGAAAAGAAUUUAAGACCAGUGUCUUUCAAAUGUUAAUUAGUUCCUUUCUAGCUUACUUAAGCUAAAAAUAAGCUAAUUGACAUUUGAAAGACACUGGUAUUAAAUUCUUUUUUGAAAAUUAUCAUUUCUCUGCCCAGUAACCUUUUGAUUUAUGAAAUGUUCAGUUCUUUACUUUUAAAUCAUCUGUACAGGAAACAGAAACCAAACGAAUUGAUCACAAUAAUUAUAAUGAACUACAUUUUUCUAUGUUUUUUUGAAAGAGCUCGUUGCUCUAUAUAAUUGCAAUUUAUAACCUCAGUUAAAUAUAUUUUCGUUAUUCAAACCAAAGACAGUUGCAACAAAUUCAGCUUAUUAUUUAUGACACAAUCAUCAAGUUCAACCGGCAGACUAGCCCUGGGAUUUGCAUGUUCUCCCUCUGCUGGGCUCCAUUUCUUUUUUAUUUUAGAUUAAACUCACACAUUAUGCUUAUGCGACUACAACUACAUUGGAGGAAUUCUGCAAGGGAGCGG